Lathyrus sativus (Indian pea) is the source of this 660-nucleotide messenger RNA. The record is from the annotation of a GenBank genome assembly. NCBI's taxonomy places the organism in Eukaryota, Viridiplantae, Streptophyta, Magnoliopsida, Fabales, Fabaceae.
AUGCCAUCUGACAAUGAAACUUCAAUGAUGAAGAUUCGAAGGAAGCCAACAUGGAGGGAGAGAGAGAAUAACAAAAUGAGAGAAAGAAAAAGGAGAGCCAUAACAUCAAAUAUAUUCAAUGGACUUCGAACUCAAGGGAACUACAAUUUGUCGAAAAACUGUGACACCAAUGAAGUCCUCAAAGCUCUCUGCAACGAAGCUGGCUGGGAAGUCGAACCAGACGGAACCACCUAUCGCAAGGGAAAUUGCAAGGGUCCACUAUACAAUAAUGCAGGCCGUUUCUCUUACUCACCAAAACCAAGUCUUGUUUCUCCAUCUUUUCCAACUCCAAUUCCUUCAUACCAAUUGAAUCCUAUGUAUUUUCCUUCCGGGGUGAUGUCAAACACUGCCCCUGUGACACCUCCUGUCUACUCACAAACAUGGGAUUCCAUUUCCAAUUACCCUUUUGCUGCAUCUUCUACCCUAGGUAGCUCCAAACACCAAAAUAUGCAUACCCCAAUGAACUUCCAGCCUUUUGCACAAUCACCAUCCCAGGUUCCAUCUACUUCAUCCUUCAAAAUUUUUGGGGUUCACAUACAGCCUAGGAUUGAAAAAGAAAAUCAUGAAGAGAGGUUCAGUGAUUUGAAACUCACACUUGGAAUUGGGAAAGGAAGGAAUUAG